UCCUUAUCUGUUUAUCAUUCGAACGCUAACGCAAUGAGUUUUACUUCGACUUACAACUAGUUUCUCAUUAACCGUAAGCGAUUUAGCAUAAAGUAAUUAGCGAAGAAGUUAAAAACACAUAAAAUGGUCAACUGUUGGCUCGGUAUAAUUAUUUUGUAUUUCCUGCUGCUCUUAAAUUGCCACCAGAGCACUGCCACCCCAAGUAGGCGCAUUAUUUAUAGAUUCACCGAUUGCAAUGCGGAACAAUUGCAACAUUUACCUAAACUCGCUGCGGUCUACGAGCUCUCCGCUGUCACGUGCAACAUUUCAACGCUACCAAAUGCGUACUUUACACGAUUCACCACACUCGCAGCGCUGGAGGUGCGCGAGAGUGGGCUGUCGAAGAUAGAGGAUAACGCGCUUAGCGGUCUCGAUCGCCUACAGUGGCUCUCGUUGCCCUGGAAUUACAUCACCAGCGUUAAGCCAUGGUGCCAGACGUCCCUUAAAGCACUGCACACUCUCGAUCUUGAGGGCAAUGCUGUGAAAGCGCUUACGGUUGAAAGCUUCGUACGUUUUCCAAAUUUACAAUAUCUCAGCUUAGCUUCCAAUAUGCUGGAGCGCAUCGAUGACGCUAUAUUCAUACACUUGCCGCAUUUGAAGCAUCUAAAUUUGGCUAACAAUCGCCUGAGUGUGAUUGACGCGUCGUAUUUUCGAGGCAUGCAACAUUUGGCACAUUUAUCAUUGCAGAAUAAUGCGAUUGAGCGUAUUUCAGCCGACAGCUUUGCAUCUAAUACACAUCUGCGUUCGCUACUUUUGAAUGGCAAUAAGUUGCAGGAUUUGGAUUUUCUAAGCAGCAGAGCUCUUCCACGCCUCUUGCAUUUAAACGUGUCGCACAACCAAAUAGAAACUGCCACUGUUUUCGGUUCUGGUGCUGGUGAAGGCGGUGAGUGGGCGUUGAUUGAUUUGGAUUUGAGUUGGAAUCGUUUAGGGGAAAUAAAAGUGGAGACACUUUCUGGAUUGUCUGGAAUUUUGUACCUCAAUCUCAGCGCCAAUACAAUUCGCCUGGUAGCAGCAUCUUGCCUGGAUAACCUCAUCAAUCUGGAAACGAUCGACUUGUCCGCCAACAAUUUGACCCGACUACCCGCCGGUCUGUUCGCAACAACCACCCAGUUACAGCGUGUCAAUUUGUCACGUAAUGCACUGACGGUCAUUCAGGCAGACCUCUUCGCCCGACUGCCCUAUCUGCGUACGUUGGACAUGUCACAGAAUCAAUUGUCGUCCGGCGCAUUCAUCGCUCAUCUCUCGCCGUUGCUGCCGCACUUUGCACUUACGCUGGAUUUAAGUGAGAAUCACUUAACGCGAUUCGAUGGUGAUGCCAUGGCUGCGUUGGAAGUGAGUGCAGCGAGUGUUGAUUUGUCCGGCAACUGGUGGCAUUGCCAAUGGCUCAUUGCUGAGUUGGUUCGCGCGCCAGCCCAUUUUCACUUUGGGCGCAAUUAUUCGCUAGCGGCGUCAUGGAGUGAGGCGCUGCUCAACGUGAGUGGCAUUGAUUGCUACGAUGCGGAGCGCGAACGCAGCAUUGUGGUGCUAGAUGCUGGGCGUUUAUGGGAGCGACGGUAUAGUAAGGGCGAUACUGAGUGUUCGACUUUCGUUGCUCCUGCCAUACCUACACCGCCUCCCUUGGCUUGGCCCCGUGUGCGUAUGGACCGCUUUGACUCACGCUCUAUAAUUAUAUGGAUGUUGAUUGCAAUCGGUUUGGCUUUUGCUGGCUUGCGCAUAGCACGUCAGUUGAUCGAUAGACGGGAGCAGCAUAGACGUUUGAAAAAACUCCGCGCAAUGAAGGCAGAGGAGCUCAGCAGAUUGACGACGUCAGUAAAAGUGAAAUCUAAUGAGGAACAAAAUUAACCAAGCGAAAUAGUUUGAAAUUUUUGAGAGACUCAUGGGAAAGUGUAGGACGUAAAAUUUAAUAAUUAUAAAAUUGCGUACAUUUGUAUUAUGUUAAUAAAUAUAAAAUAUUAAAUAACG
Messenger RNA from Ceratitis capitata (Mediterranean fruit fly), 2001 nucleotides. RefSeq names its product insulin-like growth factor-binding protein complex acid labile subunit. Lineage: Eukaryota; Metazoa; Arthropoda; Insecta; Diptera; Tephritidae. The record is from RefSeq and is a predicted model, not a curated record. Bases 124 to 1881 code for a protein of 585 amino acids. Gene Ontology annotation, molecular function: protein binding. The transcript is spliced from 4 exons.